AAUUUGAAUAGGACCCAAAGAAAAUGUGGGGACUUGCCACUGAAGUGAAAACCCUACACACACGAUAUAAAAACCCCCAUCUUCUAUCUUCUUCUAUGCCUUCAUAAUUCAUAAUCACAUUCAUCUUGGUAACGGUUGAUCGGUUGUUUUUGUGAGCCAAUCACAUUCCUCCAAUUGCAGGAAUUUACGAUCAAAACAAAAAGAAGAAGUAGAAGAUAUAGAAAGAGAUUAAGAAAAAAAAAUGGGGUUUCUUUCAAACAAAAUCGAAAGGAAUGAGAUCAAACCAGGCGACCACAUCUACACUUACAGAGCCGUUUUUGCUUACUCUCACCAUGGCAUCUAUGUUGGAGGUAACAAAGUGGUCCAUUUUACGAGUGAUCCUAAGAAAAGCUGUUUUGCUUCUGAUGACAUUAUAAUGUCAAAAACAACCUCAACAACAUGUAAAGCAUAUGCAGCAGACUGUGGAUUUAGACAACCAGGAAGUGGAGUUGUGAUAUCCUGCCUGGACUGCUUCCUCCAAAAUGGGGACCUCUAUCGGUUUGAAUACGGUGUAAGCAAAGUUGCAUUCUGUGCCAAAGUACGAGGUGGCAGUUGCACCACUGCCACGUCAGAUGAUGAAGUGGAUACAGUCAUCCACAGAGCCAUGUAUCUGCUUCAUAAUGGAUUUGGGAAUUAUGAUGUGUUUAGGAACAACUGUGAGGAUUUUGCUUUAUAUUGCAAGACAGGGAUUUUGAUUGUUGGAAAGGAGGCUGAGGCUGGGUCAGGGUUUGGAAGAAGCGGACAGAUUUCAUCUGUAUUGGGUGUUCCGGUGGCGGCUAUUCUGACGUCUCCACUGAAAUUUGUGAUACCAACUCCGGUGGUUGUUACUGUGACAGCUGGCAUGUAUUGCAUCACCAGAUACGCAACUGAUAUUGGAGUUAGAGAUGAUGUUGUUAAGGUAAAUGUGGAGGAUUUGGGGGUGAAGCUCGAUCAUCUAAAACAACAAAAAUGAAUGGAAUUCAUCUCAUUGGCUUAAUUUUUACAUUUUGUUUUUUUUUUUGGAUUUGAUGGAUAUAGUUUGUAGAUUGUUACGGGUUUUUGUUUUAGGUUUUUAUUACAAAUGGGACUAAUGAAUUCAUCAAAAUUACAUUCAAACAUGUGUCUAUUUAUUAUAAUUAUAAAGCUAUGUAAACAAACGUAAUCGACACAAGAUCUUCCCAAUAUCAUUAUUUCAUUCACUAUGAAACAGAUGGUUUACAUCCCCAA
Lactuca sativa (garden lettuce) is the source of this 1245-nucleotide messenger RNA. RefSeq names its product protein LEAD-SENSITIVE 1. The record is from RefSeq and is a predicted model, not a curated record. Lineage: Eukaryota; Viridiplantae; Streptophyta; Magnoliopsida; Asterales; Asteraceae.